Corvus hawaiiensis (hawaiian crow) is the source of this 1077-nucleotide messenger RNA. It is a transcript of the gene MMP7, whose product is annotated as matrix metallopeptidase 7. NCBI's taxonomy places the organism in Eukaryota, Metazoa, Chordata, Aves, Passeriformes, Corvidae. The coding region runs from base 94 to 894 and encodes 266 amino acids. The transcript is spliced from 6 exons. Gene Ontology annotation, cellular component: extracellular matrix. The record is from RefSeq and is a predicted model, not a curated record. Gene Ontology annotation, biological process: proteolysis; extracellular matrix organization; collagen catabolic process. Gene Ontology annotation, molecular function: metalloendopeptidase activity; zinc ion binding.
AGGAGCUAUCAGGAUCUAUAUAAGGGUUUUUAGCUCUGGUCUUGUGAGACAGAAGCUCAAACCCUUUCUGCUGCAGCAAGGCUCCUCAGCAAGAUGGGCACCAUGUACUACCUCCUGCUUUGUGCUGCCAUCUUCCUACCUGAGGCUUCUGCUUUUCCAGUACAACUGAGACCAGAACCAGGGACCAGCAGAGACCUUCAGAAAAUAAAGGCAUAUCUUGAUAAAUUCUUUCCGAUUUUUACAAAAACACAAAACCUAAGCAUAGAAGAAAGGAUCAAAGAAAUGCAGAGGUUUUUCCACCUGACCAUAACUGGAAAAUUAGACACAGAAACAGAAAAAAUAAUGACACUUCCCAGAUGUGGUUUGCCCGAUGUAGCAGAAUACCAAACAUUUCCUGGAACUCCAAGAUGGAAAAAGACACAUUUAACUUACAACAUUGUCAGAUAUACAUCUGAUCUACCCAGAAAGAAAGUGGAUGAUGCAAUUAAAAGGGCCUUGAUGGUAUGGAGUGAUGUGACUCCACUGCGCUUCCAAAGAGUCUACACAGGGCAGGCAGACAUUGUGAUUGGAUUUGCACGUCGUGAGCAUGGUGAUGGAUAUCCUUUUGACGGAAGAGGUAACACACUGGCCCAUGCGUUUGCACCCGGAGAAGGGAUUGGUGGAGAUGCUCAUUUUGAUGAUGAUGAAAAAUGGUCAGAUUUCAAUCAAGAUGUCAAUUUGUUCCUUGUUGCUGCUCAUGAAUUUGGCCAUUCUUUGGGACUUGCUCAUUCAAAUGUCCCUGGAGCUCUGAUGUAUCCUCUCUAUUCAUAUCAGAACCCACAAACCUUCAGACUUCCGGCAGACGACAGGCGAGGAAUUCAGAAGUUAUAUGGGAAAAAAACAUCGAACUUUUGAAGGAAGUAAUGAAGACCAAAGAAUUCACAUCUCAUUGUUUUGUUGUUCCAAAACAAUUUUAAUCCUCUCGCUAAAUAAGAUGAUAAACUCCUGGGCUGCACCUUCUCUCCCUGAAUUUUUAUAUUGAUUUAUUUGCACUUUACAAAGUUUCACCAAACAAUAAUAAAAAAAAAGUAUACUCUG